Molecule: messenger RNA, 637 nt
Organism: Acipenser ruthenus (sterlet)
Lineage: Eukaryota; Metazoa; Chordata; Actinopteri; Acipenseriformes; Acipenseridae
Product: DNA-directed RNA polymerases I, II, and III subunit RPABC4
Exons: 4
Coding region: 260-475 (71 amino acids)
Biological process (GO): DNA-templated transcription
Cellular component (GO): RNA polymerase I complex; RNA polymerase III complex; RNA polymerase II, core complex
Molecular function (GO): DNA-directed RNA polymerase activity; DNA binding; zinc ion binding
Source: RefSeq, a predicted model, not a curated record
AUAAACGGGACUUGGACUCAGGGAUGCUGGUUUCAACUGGGCUAUGGCAACGUCCAAUCGGGUUGCCAUUGCUAUGGUUUUGUUGAUGAGGGGACGCGUGCUGCGUUUUCAGUUGAUUCCUUCCCUCGUAUACUUUUGAAAUUUGCGCCUUGAGAAAUCUGUGCUAUUUUCAUUCGCCGCUCAAAAUCGUCAGAAUGACCGCCAGGGACUUCACUGCACUUUCUAGUACUGCUUACAUUCAUAGCGGGGCGUGAGAAGCAUGGCUACAACAUGGAAACCAAUUUUUAGGACUGUCAAGAUGGAUCCACAGAAGGACGUGCAGCCACCCAAACAGCAGCCUAUGAUCUACAUUUGUGGAGAAUGUCACACUGAAAAUGAAAUUAAAGCCAGAGAUCCAAUCCGAUGCAGAGAAUGUGGUUACAGAAUAAUGUACAAGAAGAGAACAAAAAGAUUGGUUGUGUUUGAUGCACGCUGAAGUCUGAUGGUUCGUUCUAAUAGAAGAUUAAUCUAUUUUCACCGUUUCCUCUUUAAUUCAAUUUUAGUUUGAACAUAGUUCUAUUGCAUUGUUGCUUUUCAAAAGAAAAAUGUAAAUUAUUGCUGAAGUUUGUAAUAAAAAAAACAACACAAGUGGUAUAAA